Messenger RNA from Choloepus didactylus (southern two-toed sloth), 5347 nucleotides. It is a transcript of the gene NOL9, whose product is annotated as nucleolar protein 9. Bases 7 to 2133 code for a protein of 708 amino acids. Gene Ontology annotation, molecular function: polynucleotide 5'-hydroxyl-kinase activity. NCBI's taxonomy places the organism in Eukaryota, Metazoa, Chordata, Mammalia, Pilosa, Megalonychidae. The record is from RefSeq and is a predicted model, not a curated record. The transcript is spliced from 12 exons. Gene Ontology annotation, biological process: cleavage in ITS2 between 5.8S rRNA and LSU-rRNA of tricistronic rRNA transcript (SSU-rRNA, 5.8S rRNA, LSU-rRNA). Gene Ontology annotation, cellular component: nucleus.
UCCGGCAUGGAGGACGCGCCGCACCUGGUGAAGCGGUUUCCCCGCCGCUCCGUGUGGCUGCGGGCCCGGAAGGUCCGGCCCCAGCUAGUUCUCAGCCGCCGGCCCCGCCGCCGGGUCGGGACCCUGCGAUGGUGCAGCCGGCGGCAGCUGCGGCGCCUGCGGCGGCGGCUGCUGCUGCAGGCCCAGGUGGCAGGCGUGGACUGGAGGGAGGCCGGCUGCCCAAUGCCCCGCGCCGUGGCGGCGGCGGCGGCCCGGCGGCCCAAGACCGCCGCCCCCUGCCCAGCCUCGGCCGCGACCCCCCGCCCAGCUCCACCUGCGACCCCCGACCCAGUCCCGGCCUCGGAGUUCCCCUCGUCUCGCACCAUCCCGCCGCCGGUGCUGGCGGGCCCGGGCCGCGCAGUGGUGCUGCUGCCGUUCCAGCAGUCUCUAGUUUUUGGCGGGCUCUGUCGUGUGACUUGCCUGUAUGGCCAGGUGCAGGUGUUUGGUUUCACCCUCAGCCCUGGCCAGCCUGCCUGUGAAGUCUUCUCUGCCUAUACCCAUUGUCUCCUGGGUAUCAACUCAGUUCAUUACUCGAUGCCUGAGAAAAGCAAGAAGGAGGUGAAAAGGGAAGCCCGAACUUUGCUCAAAGCUCAUCUUAACCGGGGUGAAAGAUGUCAGUUGAUGAAGUAUUUUUCUCCUCUGUGUUCCAUUGUGUUGCUAGAACGUCUGAAAACCUCAACUACAAACUUCAUACUCAGUCAUCCAGGUUUAUCUCCCAUUUUCUUACAAGAGAAUCCAGUCCCCAAAAUUACUGCUGACUAUUUAACCUUGAGGUCUGUCGGCAUUCAGAGAAGCAGAAGGAAAAAUGGCCUUCGUUUGACUGAGAGUGUCAUUUCCGCAGUGGAAGAGUUAGUCAGUGUUUCUUGUGAAGAAGUAGAUGGCUGCCCUGUCAUUCUGGUGUGUGGGGCUCAGGACAUUGGGAAGUCAACCUUUAAUAGAUAUCUGAUCAACCAGUUGUUAAAUAGUGUUUCCUGUGUUGACUAUAUGGAAUGUGACCUGGGGCAGACAGAAUUUACUCCUCCUGGUUGCAUUUCUCUACUUAAUGUUACAGAACCAAUUCUGGGACCACCUUUCACCCACCAGAGAACACCACAGAAAAUGGUGUAUUAUGGGAAACCUGCUUGUAAAGAAAACUAUGAAAAUUAUAUUGAUACAAUAAAAUAUGUGUUCAGUUCUUAUAAGAGAGAAUCUCCUCUGAUCAUCAACACGAUGGGAUGGGUGACAGACAACGGGCUUUUGCUCCUCAUUGAUCUCAUCAGAUUGCUGUCUCCCAGCCAUGUUGUUCAGUUCAGCUCUGCCCGAAGCAGGUACAUGCCAAACCUCACCCCCGACUACGUGGAUGACGCUGACGGCUUGUACACGAAAAGCAAGCGCAAGGUCAGAAAUAGAGGCUUCCAGCUUCCAGAAGCAGAAAGCUUGGAAUUCACUGACGAAGAAAAAGAGAGUCCAGUUGUGUUUACUGGAUACAAGCUAUUGUGUGUUGAAUCAGAAUUUGCAUUUAGAAAAACUCCACGAAACAGAGAGUUACAUAACAAAGUUCUUCGUGACCUGGCAGUGUUGGGUUACCUUGGCCAACUGCAGCCCCCAAAUCCAAAAUCAGUGUAUCCUUUACAUGGCCUGACACCAUAUCAGGUCCCUUUCAAUGCUGUCGCGCUCCGAGUCAGCCACGCAGAUGUUGCCCCCACCCAUAUCAUGUACGCUGUGAACGCCAGCUGGGUGGGGCUGUGCAAGAUCUCAGACGACGUCAGAGGAUAUGCACACGGUCCCAUCUUACUCGCCCAGACUCCCAUGUGCGAUUGUUUGGGUUUCGGAAUUUGUAGAGGGAUUGACAUGGAGAAGAGGCUUUACCACAUCCUCACCCCCGUGCCUCCAGAAGUGUUGAGAGAUGUGAAUUGCCUGCUGGUCGGGGCCAUUUCCAUUCCACACUGUGUCUUCAAGGGUCAGAAAGGGGUUGAAGGGACAAUACCUUACAUCACAACAGAUUAUAAUUAUUCGCUUCCUGGAGCAAGAGAAAAAAUUGGAGCAAGAGAGCCUGAGCAAGUGUAUGAAGAGAAAAGACAUCCGAAAUCUAAAUUCUAUCGAAAAAUAAACUGAUACUGAUGUUUUUAACAAGGGACAAAAUUCAUUUGCCAGAAAGCUUGAUUUAUUUUUCCCAAACCUAACAUCAACCAGCUUGAUGGUUUUUAUGGAAAUGAAUGUUGCACUUAUCCAGCAAACAGUAUUUUCUGUAUAACUCAUGAAUAUGUUUAAUGUACAUAUUUUAAAGUCUCUCUCAUCUUCAGGCUACAUGAUCUAGAAUUUCGCUGUAGUCUUCCAUGUUGUUAACCGUACUUGCUGUCUGUUUUAUUUUCUGAAAGGAUAAAGCAGCAGGAAAAAUUCUAUACACCAUUAAAACAGGAAUACAGUUGAUUCCUCAAAAAGUUCUUCAAGGAUCUUGUACUUGAAAUCAGGAAAAAAAUAGGGAAAUUGACACUGCAAAAAUGUACCAGGGAGGAAGGAAGGCUGAAGCAAGAGCUCAAGGAUAAUGGGGCCAGAGCCUUGCGGUGGUCCCUGCUGGAGGAUGUGCCGGUGGAGGGAGCGGGACCCCCCACCCCAACCUCAAGGUUCACCUCCUUGGAGUCCCAGCGGAUGGUGACAGCCCUCUGGACAUUCUCCUCUCUUGUUUGAUUCCACAUAAGUCACCUGCUCUUCACAUGGACCAAGUGGGACGGGGGAAUUGUAUUUGGUCUGUUACAUCAAUCUGGGUUUGAUAGAUGAAAGUCUGGCCUCAAGAGCCCUUAAUAUUAUUUUUUAGGAAAUCCUGUGGUUUUAUCCUGAAGAAAUUGCUCUCAAAUCUGAAAAGCCUUUCUGGGGGGUUCUUUAAAACUAGGAUUAUCCUAAACAAGUUCUCAUCAGGCCAAAGGCACAACCAUGGGGAGAGCUAGAAAUGAGAGUAUCUGGAAGGAGGACUGGCGGGCCAGCUGUAGAACAGCCCUGUCCUUGCUUCCAGGCAGCUGGUCCCCAGCUCCUGUGCAGGAACAGCGCUUCUGUGUCAGGCUUUCUCCCGGGGUACAGAAGACCCUGCUGAUGGUGCCAUUCUCCCCCACGGGAGAAAGCCAUUCUUCAUGUUUUCCUGCCGUUGGGACUUCUCUAAAGCUGGAAGUGAUUUUCAUAAACAAGAAAAAUUGGACCAGGUCCUAUCAAUUCUACAUUACAGACUGAGACAUUUAGUGAGGCAGCAUUUCAAAUUGGUUUGUGACCAUAUUGUUAGAAUUAGUAGAAAGCUUCCUAGUGUGAUAAUGUUGAAGGAUAGUUACUGGGGUGCGAGUUUUAUCAUUUCUGUUCACUUAAACUGGGGAUUACCAAUGUCUUAAGUACUCUGUGUGGCCCCUCGGCGUCCCCUAGACCCACACGAAAGCACCUGCAGGUAAGCCCGGGACCCCUUUGUCCCUCUGUGUGGAUAGUUUGGGCACCUUGGAGAUUACUGGAGGUCUGGCAUUUUAAGUUGUCUUAUUUACAUCCAGAUUUGUGCUGUGUUUUUCUAUCUUGGCCUUGCAAAGACUUAGACAAUCUGCUGCCAUUACCUGUUUGCCUCUUCCCCAAUUCCUUGUAUCUACAAUGAUAAUGUACAUGAUUAGCUUCAGGUUUCCAGAAGAGUGCAGAUGGAGGCCGUAUAAUUUGCAUUUUUAUUCAAGUCAGUUUUUAUUUUUAUUAAGUCCAGGUUUGCCUUUAGCCUAAUGUAAGGAUGAGAAUGUCCUGUCCCCCAGUCCCCAUCAGUAAAGGAAAAGCGCUUUCACUAGAGGGCGCUGUCAGCCCUCCUCAGCCACUGCGCCUCCCCGGGGGAUCCCAGGGUCCUGGUGGCUCUGGUGGCGGCUCUGGGGUGCUCCCCGUCAGACCAGCAGUGCGCCCCACACCUUGAAUCUGUCCUCUUGAUUAUCACGGUCAAAGCUUUAAGGACAUGCAGAGAAAGGACAGGAUUAGGCUUUUCAUUUCUUCAGUCUGUUGUGGUUCCAAGUAGGUGGUUAGGAGUUCUACGUUGGGUUAUUCUUUACAGAAUUAGCUUCUGCGUGUGAUUGCCAAAGCAGUGAACAUUUAUUUCAAGAAAAUUAAAGAAAUAAGUGGCCUAAUCAUCUGUUUUUGAAGUUCUUUAAUUCUUUUAGAGCUCCAUUUAUGGGAAAGGUAGAUGUGAUGAUAAAUGAGAAGGUUCUCAGUUUCUAGGUUUAUUUUAUUUUGUAAACAAAGAUAGUUUUGUUUUUCACAGCUGCCCACCCUUUCAGCCCUCUGGGAAGCUGGGAAUCGAUGUGUACUCUGUGACGCCUGCUUGGCAUUUAAACAUUUGAGACGAGACAAGGGUGUUUGAACAGGCUUCCGAGUACCUCGGACUAUACUUGCAGGGUUCCUGUUGGGAAUUGGCCCUCUGGAGAGGCUGGCGCUGGGUAACAGGCCCCUGGCUGGGCAGAGGGGCCCGCAUUUUCCACUGGGACCCUUCUACGGGCCCCUUGCCUAGCCUCAGACCCUCAGGGGGUUUUCUACCUUUUGGGCAGCAUUUAAUAAUCAGACUAGAUGAUGUGAACUGGACAAUCUGUUAAUUGUCUAAUAAAGAUUUUUUUUCUUUAAAGGUUUGUGUGGUAGUAGUGGCUAAGCAAGUAGUCUUUAAUGUUGAACUCUGAGUUCAAAUCCUGGCUCUGCCACUUGCUGGCAGUGAAACUUUGAGGGAGAUAGUUUAACCUUCUGAGUCCAUUUCCUUCAUUUAAAGAUGGGAUAGUCGUUUCUCUGAGCGUUCCCGAGUGAGGAUUAAAUGAAGUCUGUCUGUCCGUAAAGGCUUAGCACAGUCUCUAACAUGUAGAAAACUGCCAGAAACUAUUGGUGUGUUGGACUCUGGUUAGAUUGUGAGCUCGGAGAAGGCAGGGACCAAAACUCUAUUCCUCACAGUUGUGUAAAACGACCCAGAAGCUAAAUGGCGGCUCCACGGCCACCAGGCAGGUGCCCUUAAAACUGUUCUUGGGCUGAGUGUCCUGUUUUCAAAGCAGUCCGGGAAGCAGGCUCCGGGGCCUCCCCUGGGGCUUCCAUUGAUGACACAUUCCAGGGGAUUCUUAGACCCGCGUUUCUGCUUUUUAAAUCUUAUAAACAAUUUACACAUGUAGAAAAUUAUCCUUAAGUCCACCCCCACACAGAUAAUCACCAUCAGUGAUGUCUCGUCUGGUGGUGUUCCGUGCAUGUGUGUGUGGUUACAAAAUUGGUGUCCUGCUGUGUGGUUUUCUAUCCAGCUUUUUUCCUUUUAACAUGUCAACUUCUGUAUCAUUAAAUAUUGUUGAAAACAUGAAUUUAA